AUGGUUUUAUGUGUUAUACGAUAUACAGCAGUGUUAUUUCAUAAGGAAAUACGAAUUAAUAGGAGUUCAGUAUUGCUCAUAGCACAUCCAGAUGAUGAAUCGAUGUUCUUUACGCCAUUUUUGAGUCACCAUAAGCCAGUUAUUCUGUGUUUAUCAGGUAAAAAGAGAACAGGAAUUGAGGAGUCUGUGUAA
Molecule: messenger RNA, 192 nt
Organism: Enterospora canceri
Lineage: Eukaryota; Fungi; Microsporidia; Enterocytozoonidae
Source: the annotation of a GenBank genome assembly